AUGACCUCUCCUGCUCCGCUGCUCAAGCCUCCAGUGCCUGGUGCACACCGCAAUAAACGGCCACCGCUCACCGUGGGAAUACCGCCGUCUCCAAAUGCGAAGCCCGUCAACCAGAGCGGCGCCGCGGCUCCGGCCCUGCCGCCCAUCGCCAUCUCCCAGAAUCCUGCCCGCCAGCUUCCUCCUGCCCUGAGACUGGCUACGCCCACGGGCAAGGGCGUGCAUCAGGAUAGCAACGCCCUGCACAACGGCCGUCCCGUCCAGCAACACUACAAUUCAACCGGCUCGAUAGCUGAUAACAAUGUACAUUCGAGGUCAGGAAGCUUUACCGGGCCUGACAGCAAGAGCAGUGGGCCUCCCACCUCAGCUACAUCGUCUACACAUUCGGCCUUCUCGUACGCCUUUGGCCUUCGACAGCCUCAUGGGUCGACGCCGGACCCGUCAUCCGCCAUCAGCUCCGUAUACUCUGACAUGGGUGAUGGGUCGGCAAUGGAGAGAGAAAACAACGUCAACGGCCUGACUGAUCUCGAUAAGCUAAGUCAAGAGCUGGGACGGCCGCUGGACGUCGAAGAUCUAGACGAUGAGCGGUGGCUUGCUGCUAGCGAGCAAGGGAAGAUCAUCGAGUUGGAUAGCCUUGGAGAAGGAGCUGGUGGGGCAGUUACUCGAUGUCUCCUCAAGGGAGGGAAGACAGUGUUUGCUUUAAAGAUCAUUACCACAGACCCAAAUCCAGAUGUCAAGAAACAGAUAGUUCGAGAGCUUAAUUUCAACAAGGGCUGUGCGUCAGACUACAUAUGUCGAUACUACGGUGCGUUCGUCGACCGGUCAAGCAGUUCGAUAUCGAUCAUCAUGGAGCUAUGCGAGGGUGGUAGCUUGGACAGCAUCUACAGAGAGGUGAAGAAGCUCGGUGGCCGAACAGGAGAAAAGGUGUUGGGGAAGGUUGCUGAAGGUGUCCUGAACGGGCUAACGUACCUUCACGGCCGGAAGAUCAUUCACAGAGAUAUCAAACCAUCCAACAUCCUCCUCUGCCGCAACGGUCAAGUCAAGCUUUGCGAUUUCGGUGUCAGCGGUGAAUUCGGAACCAAGGGUGAUGCAAACACCUUUAUCGGCACCUCUUACUACAUGGCCCCUGAAAGAAUCACAGGACAGUCCUACACCAUCACAUCCGACGUUUGGUCACUGGGAGUUACACUGCUCGAAGUUGCACAGCAUCGAUUCCCAUUCCCUGCCGACGGAACCGAGAUACAACCCAGAUCAGUCCUCAUCGACCUCCUAACCUACAUCAUCCAUCAACCUAUCCCAAAACUAAAGGACGAACCACACAAUGGAAUUCACUGGAGUGAUAACUUUAAAUACUUCAUCGAAUGCUGUUUGGAGAAAGAUCACCCUCGACGAGCAACGCCUUGGCGAAUGCUGGAACACCCAUGGAUGCUCGAAAUACAGAACAAAAAAGUGAAUAUGGCGCACUUCCUGAAACAGGUAUGGGGUUGGAAUGAUUAG
Molecule: messenger RNA, 1494 nt
Organism: Arthroderma uncinatum
Lineage: Eukaryota; Fungi; Ascomycota; Eurotiomycetes; Onygenales; Arthrodermataceae
Product: STE/STE7/MKK protein kinase
Exons: 4
Coding region: 1-1494 (497 amino acids)
Biological process (GO): protein phosphorylation
Molecular function (GO): ATP binding; protein kinase activity
Source: RefSeq, a predicted model, not a curated record